Scheffersomyces stipitis CBS 6054 is the source of this 733-nucleotide messenger RNA. Its product is annotated as cornichon family protein. The record is from RefSeq and is a predicted model, not a curated record. The transcript has 2 exons. Bases 35 to 448 code for a protein of 137 amino acids. NCBI's taxonomy places the organism in Eukaryota, Fungi, Ascomycota, Pichiomycetes, Serinales, Debaryomycetaceae. Gene Ontology annotation, biological process: endoplasmic reticulum to Golgi vesicle-mediated transport. Gene Ontology annotation, cellular component: endoplasmic reticulum membrane; COPII-coated ER to Golgi transport vesicle.
CAUCUCCAACCAAUCACGAAAUAUCAGUAGCAAAAUGAACGGAGAAAGCUGGUUAUUUAUUCUUGCGGUGAUAAUCAACGCCAUCAACUUGUUUUCACAAGUUUUCUUCACCAUCAUGUACUCCGACUUGGAGUGUGACUACAUCAACCCAAUUGAGUUGUGUAACAAGUUGAAUCCAUGGUUCAUUCCUGAAUCCGGUUUGCAUGCCUUCAUCACUACUUUGUUCUUGGUCAAUGGCUACUGGUUCCCCUUCUUGUUGAACCUCCCCUUGUUGGCCUACAACGUCAACAAGUUCCUCAACAAGAACCAUCUCUUGGAUGCUACCGAGAUUUUCAGAACCUUGUCCAAGCACAAGAAGGAGUCUUUCAUCAAGUUGGGUUUCCACUUGUUGUUGUUCUUCUUCUACUUGUACAGAAUGAUCAUGGCAUUGGUUUCCGACGAUGCCUAGAAACGGAUGUAGUUUCUAGGAACAUUGCAAAUCUGGUACGACCUUUCUUGUAGCUGAAAGUUAGAUGAUUGAAGAUUGUAAACUAUUAAGACAUCGAAACUUCUAGGGCUACGUAAGAUUUUGAGUUGUAAAGUCAUGAAAGUUUGCAAUGCCCUUGUUGUCUAAUUGCUUAAUGAUUAAAUCAUUGUUGUGUCCCAUCCUUGUUGAACGUUUCUGUUUACGUACAUAAUGUAGUUAAUUAGUUAAUUGUUAAUUAUUAUAAUAUUUGUUCUAUUGUCGUUAUCU